UUUAAACCACAGCAAUGGCGACCACGGGCGGUCUCCUAUCCUCCGCCAUCAUCGACCUCCCCCAGUUCCAACCCUUUCACCGAUCCCCAACUCUAACCCUAACCUUCUGCUUAUGCUAUAGGGGAUCCUCGAUCUCGAUUGAUGCUCUCCUAUGGCGAACGCUACUUCAUUCUGCGGGUUCUUCCUCCACUUCCUCCUCCUCCUCGCCGCCGUCGCUGUGGCCGUUUCAGUCGCCUCGGAGCUCCGCCGACCAUACCUAUCGCAGGCUUACAACCACACCGUCCUUCUUGAUGACGACCAAGUCGCCUUCUUUUGGACUCUGCACUCCGAUUCCAUCUCCAUCGCGGCUCGGAGCAAGAAGACCUCUACCAGCGGAUACCUCGCGAUCGCGAUCGGGGACGGUAUGGUGAACAGCCACGCCUACGUCGGGUGGACGGACGCAGACGGGAACGGAAGGGUGAGCACAUACUGGAUCGACGGCAAGGACGUUUCGAGGUUGCAUCCGACGAGCGAGAAGCAGCUCGCGGAUGCGAGAUUCCAGUCCGAAAAGGGGCUCCUUUCCUUGGAGUUCCGUCGCCCCCUGUCGCCCCCCUGCGUCGGCCGGCCGGAGUGCGAAAACCACAUCGAUCCGGAUCUUCCUCUCCCGAUCGUGUGGGCGCGGGGUGCCCGGUGGUCGGACACGCGGCUAAGCUGGGGAAACAUGCACGCCAUUACCAGCGACAGGGCCGUUAGGGUUCUGCUGACACAUGGCACGGUCGAAGAGGUGAAAGGGGUUCCCUUGGCGUACGCCGUCCACGGAUUCUUCAUGUUCAUCUCCUGGGGCAUCUUGUUGCCGUGUGGAGUAUUAGCCGCAAGGUACCUUUGCCGACAAUGGCAUCUCCGACUACAGUCGUCGGGACUGGCCCUUGCCCUAAUCGCCAUCGUCCCCGCCGCUUUCGAACUCCGAGGGCUCGUCCUCAGCUCCACCCAUUCCGCGAUUGGCAUCGCCGCAAUGUCGAUGGCCUGCGCACAGCCAAUCAACGCCUAUCUAAGACCGAAACCACCCGCCGCCACCCGCGAGGUUGCUUCAGGGGCGACGAUUCUGUGGCCGAGCAUCCAUUUCUGGAUCGGGAGAUCUGCAAUUCCUGUCGGAAUCGUUGCAAUCCUCAGUGGGCUCAAGCAAGUGGCCGACGCAUACGACUGCGAGGCAGUGGAUGCGGCGACCUGGGCGUUCAUGCUGUGGGUUUUGGUCGGUGCAGCUGUGGCGCUGUUCUUGGAGUACAUGGAAUUGAAGCGAAGCAGAAAAGAAAGGAACUCCUUUGCAGGCAGAUUUGGGUCGCAAGGCAAUGGAGAAGAAGAAGAAGAGUGCUCCAUUGAUCUACUGAAGUCUCAGGAACCACCUGGAAGAAGCCAAGUGCAGCUUGAAUCUUUGAAUUAAGUGAGGCACAAUUAUGAGCAUUUGGCAACCAAGACCAAUAGCAUGCUCUACUUGUGAAUCAGACGGGUAUGUCGAAUGCAAGUGGUGUGCUGGCACCGGCUUCUUCAUCCUCGGCAAUCAAAUGCUUUGCGAAGUGCCAUCAAGAAAUACAACCUGCAUU
This is a messenger RNA of Zingiber officinale, 1577 nucleotides long. Its product is annotated as cytochrome b561, DM13 and DOMON domain-containing protein At5g54830-like. The transcript has 2 exons. The record is from RefSeq and is a predicted model, not a curated record. The coding region runs from base 152 to 1417 and encodes 421 amino acids. Lineage: Eukaryota; Viridiplantae; Streptophyta; Magnoliopsida; Zingiberales; Zingiberaceae.